Molecule: messenger RNA, 1431 nt
Organism: Suillus plorans
Lineage: Eukaryota; Fungi; Basidiomycota; Agaricomycetes; Boletales; Suillaceae
Exons: 12
Coding region: 1-1431 (476 amino acids)
Biological process (GO): nuclear membrane fusion involved in karyogamy; karyogamy involved in conjugation with cellular fusion
Cellular component (GO): endoplasmic reticulum membrane
Source: RefSeq, a predicted model, not a curated record
AUGAGCGAGGAUGAACGCAUACAAGGUUUCUCGGUCUCGUGUGCACGAUUUGAGACCUUCCUGAUAUUUUUAGUCGCUAUCAGGCUCACCCUCUGUGAACUUGCUACAGCCCGCCACCAUACGCCACCUCUCGAAUGUUCUCCAUUUAGCAACAAUGUCGGAUCACACAUUCCACACCAUGCAGUAGGUGAUUGUGUCGACGCACUCUCUCGGAGCGCUCAAUUUUGGUCUAGCUACUCUGGGUACCUGCGAGAAAUCCCCCAGCUGUGCUUCGCGUUUCGUCGAUGGAUGGAAAUCGAUACUGCAAAGGAUAUCUAUAGAAACAUAACGAUGGAGAAACUUGCUCUGAUUCGAUUUUUUCUCGAACAGCAAAGGGGAUUCACAGCUGCACACCAGAAUUGGGAGCGAUCAUCUACAGACCUGCGUGAUCUUAUCAGCGUGUUGAAAUCGACUAGCGGUAAUAUACGCGACGUCGCAGAUGUGACAUCUACUUCCAUAAUUCAAAAUGCGCAAUCAUUAUUGAAGAAGCCCUUGCAGCUGUUCACAAAGAUGGAAACUACCCUGUCACUUAUCAACCAGCGCAGUUUCGAUGAUCAUAUUCAUUCAUUGGACAAGGUUGAUCGGAGGAUUGAUGACCUGACAUUAAGCCAUUCAAAAUCCUUGUCGUCGCUACUAUCACUCGUCGAAUCGCGUUUGACCGCUGAAAUUGAAGCAAUCGCAUCAUUGAUGUCAGAGCAGAGCCUUGAAUCUCGGGCAGUCGCGGAUCAAGUUCAGCAAAAAUGGUCCGCGCUUGACGCGACUUUCUUUGCUAUGCAAAAUUCCUUUUACGACCUGCAGAGUGUGAUCACAGGGCUUGCAUUCUCUUUGGAGACCUCUCUUUCCCAAGUAUUGCAUGUACAAGAGAUCCAGCGAGAGGUUGCAGAGUCUGUUUCACUUCUUGACAACAGGAUUUCCCAGCUCACGGAAGUGACUCACCGUGAACUUGAAACAAUCAAUCAGACGGCCCUUGCCCUCAUUGACACCUUUCAGCGCAAGUCAAAACACGAAACUUGGCUAAUUAACCUGCAGUGGCUUCUGCGUUUUGUCGAACCCACGUCAUUGCUUGGCCUCAAGACUUUUCAAGCUGUAACCAGUCUCUUGGUAUUCCUCUGGCGUCUUCUGGAAGUGGCACUGUCACUUCUCAUGACUAGUGUCGCAGUUUCCAGCAUCAGAAGUCAACUGUCACUCAAGUUCCGUGGUUCAAAACAGGUACAACCGCAAGAAAGUUCAUGGCGUCUCGACUCUCACCUGGAGACGAAUGUGUCACCUGUCUCGAAUGUUAGGCGUCUGCAACGGAAUGACUGUCUGGACCCACGGAUCAUUCGGCGACUUACUGGACCUCGCAUAUCUCGCAUACCCGAUAGGAUCUGUCGUCGAACCGAUCCUUAUUAA